ACAGUUUAGAAUUUUUCAUUUUUGUUCUGGAUCAUGCAAUAUACAUUUGCUGCUGAUGCUAUCAGGAAAUCACAACGUGUUCUGUCAUUGAGAGCUUUCUCUACUUCUUGCCUUCGUUCUGCCGCAGUAACUGGACUGUUCUCAGCUGAGAGAACAUCAAUCAUGUCUUCUCACACACAGAAAUGGCAGUACCCAGAGGUCAGACGAGACGAUAGUGUUGUUGACAACUACCAUGGCACGAGCAUCGCCGACCCGUACCGGUCGCUCGAGGAUCCCGAUGCAAAGGAGACGCAGGAAUUCGUGGAGGCGCAGAACGAUUUAUCAGUGCCAUACAUUAAUGGUAGCUCGGUCAAGGAAACAUAUUUGAAAAGCCUCACUGACGCGUAUAAUUAUCCCAAGACUGGCUGUCCAUAUCGGCGCGGCGAUAGUUUCUACCAUUACCACAACACCGGCCUGCAAAACCAGAGCGUGUUGUACUCAUACAAGGAGUUGACAGAUGAGCCGAAGGUGUUCCUAGAUCCCAACACAUUCUCCGAAGAUGGCACAGUGGCCCUUGGAAGCACGGCAUUCUCCAAGAAUGGCAAGCUGGUGGCGUAUGGCCUCAGUAGCAGCGGGUCUGAUUGGCAGACGAUAAAGGUACGCGAUGCUGACACGAGUGCUGAGCUGAGCGACGUGCUGGAGCACAUCAAGUUCUCGUCAAUCGCAUGGACGCACGAUAACAAAGGCUUCUUCUAUUGUCGUUACCCCGUUGGUGAUAAGUCUGAUGGCACGGAGACCGAUGCCAAUCUCAAUCAGAUGUUGUAUUAUCACAUUGUGGGCACAGCCCAGUCUGAUGACGUCCUGUGCUGGAAAUGCCCCGAGCAGCCCAAGUGGAUGUGCUCGGCGGAAGUAACAGACGAUGGCGAGUACGUUAUUCUUGGCAUCGUGGAGUCAUGUGACCCGGUCAACAGACUCUACUACUGCAAGCUCUCUGACCUACCUAAUGGCAUUACUGGAUGCACUGAUAUGCUGCCCUGUGUAAAGCUGAUUGACAACUUUGAUGCCAAGUAUGAUUACAUUGCGAAUGAUGGCCGCGAAUUCUCAUUCAUGACCAAUUUGAAGUCUCCUCGCUACAAGUUGAUCCGUAUUAACCUGGACAAACCCGAGCAGGAGAACUGGGCGGAUGUGGUCGCAGAGCAUGAGAAGGAUGUGCUCAGCUGGUGUUCGUGUGUCAAUCAAGACAAGCUAGUUGUGUGCUACCAACAGGAUGUUAAGGAUGUGCUCUACUUACACAAGCUGAGUGAUGGGUCGCGGAUCAAGCAGUUUCCCCUCGACGUCGGGUCGGUUGUCUCGUACAGCGGUCGCCGUGAAGACAACUUUAUGUUCUACAAGUUCACAUCAUUCCUGACACCCGGCACCAUCUACUACUGUGAUCUUAGCCUGGAGACACUGGAACCUAAGGUUCAUUUGGACACCAAGGUGGCCGGUUUCGAGGCGGACACGUUCGAGGUCAAGCAAGUCUUUUACGAGAGCUACGAUCGCACCCGCGUGCCCAUGUUCAUAAUCCACCAAAAGGGCAUUUCACUUGAUGGUAAUCACCCAGUAUUGAUGUACGGCUAUGGCGGCUUCAACAUAUCGCUCAACCCAAGCUUCAGUGUUUCCAGGCUGCUGUUCUGUCAGCAUCUUGGUGGCGUGCUGGCCAUUCCGAACCUGCGUGGCGGCGGGGAGUAUGGUGAGACCUGGCACAAGGGCGGCAUACAUGCCAAGAAGCAGAAUGUCUUCGACGACUUCCACUCGGCUGCUGAAUACCUGAUUGCCAACAAGUACACCAACCCAAAACGGCUGGCGAUCCAAGGCGGUUCCAACGGUGGCUUGCUCGUCGGAGCCUGCAUCAAUCAGAAGCCAUACCUGUAUGGUUGCGGCGUUGCUCAGGUCGGUGUUAUGGACAUGCUUCGUUUUCACAAAUUCACCAUCGGUCAUGCAUGGUGUAGUGACUAUGGCUGCUCCGACUCAGAAGAGGAUUUCCACUGGCUGGUUCGCUACUCCCCUCUUCACACAAUCAAGAAGCCGCUUAUACCCGGUGUGCAGUUCCCCAGCAUGCUGUUGUUUACUGGUGAUCAUGAUGAUCGCGUGGUGCCACUGCACUCUCUCAAGUACAUCGCUACAUUGCAACAUGAACUGGCUGGUCAUCCGGACCAGACCAACCCCCUGAUGAUCCGUGUACAUUGCAAGCAGGGGCAUGGCGCUGGGAAACCAACUGAGAAAGUUCUGGAGGAGAGUGCGGAGAUGUAUUCCUUCAUUGCUCGCAGCCUGGGUGUUGAAUGGCGUGACUGACUACAGGCAUCAACUCUGUUAUCUCGACUCUAACACCCAUACAAGUCAUAGUCAAACGUCUCGAUUACAGUACGAUGCCCGCAAGCAUUCCUUUGUCUAUUUUUAUUUGUACAGAAUCGACGAGGACACAACAGUUUAGAUAAUGCAAUGAAUAAGAUGAGCUGCACAAUCAUCACUGGUACACACACGUGUGUGUGUACGCGCGCACGUGUACGUGCACGCACACAUACAUACACACACACACACACACACACACACACACACACACACACACACACACACACACACACACACACACCCUUGUAAGGAAUAUUUUGGUAUCCAAGAAUAUUUUCUUAUGAUAUCUUCUUUUUUAGCUGCACAUGUACAUAUACCUUACUAGUACUUCAGUAAUAACUCAUACAUAGCCAAGACAUAGGAUUGGAGAGCUUCAAAUUCAAUUCAAAUAGUCAGGGAAGUGGACUGCCAGAGAAAAAACAUGCACAAUUACAACUGUGCUUGUUUGAACUUGGAUGGUGGACCCAUUGUAUUAUGACAUUGCUGCUACUUCUUCUCAACAUUGUAGUUUAGUAACUUAUUGCAUCACAUUUUCUAAGGGACUUUCAAGUAGAUGUUCAAGGGCUUUCUAAUGUGUACUUUUAGGCAUUUUAGCAUUUUCAUCAUGUUUUCUACUCCUUAUAUGAUGUGAUUCAUUAUACAUCUGAAUAUCUUGACAAUGAUCUCCAGACAGAAA
Molecule: messenger RNA, 3046 nt
Organism: Sycon ciliatum
Lineage: Eukaryota; Metazoa; Porifera; Calcarea; Leucosolenida; Sycettidae
Product: prolyl endopeptidase-like
Exons: 20
Coding region: 34-2313 (759 amino acids)
Biological process (GO): proteolysis
Cellular component (GO): cytosol
Molecular function (GO): serine-type endopeptidase activity; oligopeptidase activity
Source: RefSeq, a predicted model, not a curated record